AUGGAUCACUCCCGAGAUCCCUGUCCUUGGGUUGCCCUGUCCGAUUUUGGCGGAGCGUUUUGUAUGGGUGCUCUGGGAGGUACCUUAUGGCACGGAAUCAAAGGUUUUAGGAACUCACCCUACGGCGAACGACGGAUAGGCAUGAUCACAGCCAUCAAAGCUCGAGCGCCCGUUACUGGAGGAAAUUUCGGAGUAUGGGGCGGUAUGUUCAGCACAUUCGAUUGUGCAGUCAAGGGCAUUCGGAAGAAGGAGGAUCCAUACAACUCCAUCAUCGCCGGAUUCCUGACGGGAGGUUCACUCGCGAUAAGAGGAGGUUACAAGGCGGCUCGAAACGGUGCCAUAAUGUGUGCCAUCUUCCUUGCUGUCAUCGAGGGUGUUGGUAUCGGUAUCCAGCGAUUAAUGGCAGAGAACACGAGGCUUGAUCUUCCUCCACCAGCACCACCGUCAGAAUCGGGACGCAUGGCUGCAUGA
Messenger RNA from Cladophialophora psammophila CBS 110553, 471 nucleotides. Its product is annotated as mitochondrial import inner membrane translocase subunit tim-17. Lineage: Eukaryota; Fungi; Ascomycota; Eurotiomycetes; Chaetothyriales; Herpotrichiellaceae. The coding region runs from base 1 to 471 and encodes 156 amino acids. The record is from RefSeq and is a predicted model, not a curated record. Gene Ontology annotation, biological process: protein import into mitochondrial matrix. Gene Ontology annotation, molecular function: transmembrane protein transporter activity. The transcript is spliced from 3 exons. Gene Ontology annotation, cellular component: TIM23 mitochondrial import inner membrane translocase complex; mitochondrial inner membrane.